This is a messenger RNA of Diuraphis noxia (Russian wheat aphid), 2218 nucleotides long. RefSeq names its product chorion peroxidase-like. Gene Ontology annotation, biological process: response to oxidative stress. Gene Ontology annotation, molecular function: heme binding; peroxidase activity. The record is from RefSeq and is a predicted model, not a curated record. NCBI's taxonomy places the organism in Eukaryota, Metazoa, Arthropoda, Insecta, Hemiptera, Aphididae.
CAAAUAGUUUGAUCUAAACCGUUCAAUGAGUUGUGUAUAUUAAUUUUUUCAAUGAAAGUUAUCUAUAUGAAUUUAUCAGUUUUUAGUAAUUUUACAUAACCAUCGUUGCUAACUUAAGAGGGUAAAUCCCUAAAAUAUGGAUUCAUCGUCUCAACGUGAUGAAACCCAACCAUUGUUAAAUCAAAGGAAAUCGAAAGUUAAAUGGAACUAUAAACUGCUUAAGUGGUCUUUUAAUUGGAUUUUAUUCGGAUUAUUAUUACUUGGUGCUAUUUAUAUUUUAUACGUUUUCAUUAAGUAUGAAAUACAACCUAAAUCCAGUUACACCAUUAAGACAAGAAAUUCUCAUCAUAUUAUAAGUAUUGCAACCACAAAUGAUGAUUACUUAAAGCAAUGUGCUCCUCAAGUGAAAUGUAAUCCUUUCGCUAGAUACAGAAGCAUAAACGGAUCAUGUAAUAAUUUGAAAAUACCUACGUGGGGUGCAGCAGAAACACCAUUUUUUCGUUUGCUGAACGCUAAUUUUAGUGAUGGUUUUUAUAAAUUUCGACUCCAAACAAAUGGAAGUGCAUUACCUAGUCCCAGAGUGGUCAACAUUAAAGUCUUUUUGAAUCAAGAAAUAUAUCGAGUCGAUGAAAAUAAUGUACUUUUAUUACCGUUUGGACAAUUAAUAGCUCAUGACGUGUCAGGCCUGUUUCUUGACAUUCCAAAAAAUGACAACGGUGUAGUGAUUGAUGGUUGCGUCGACGAAAAUGCAAGAAAAACAUUCACACAGUGUCAAAUGGUAGUUGAAAAUCCACCUGACGACCCUGUUUAUAGUAAGCAUAACAUAUUUUGUAUGGGACUAUUCCGUUCGUUAACGUCGAGAAAUUACAGCUGUCCGUUAUAUCCCACAACGUUUAUUAACAAUAAUACUCAUUUUAUUGACGCAUCUGAAGUGUAUGGGUCGGAUGAGAGUUACGCAAAGCAUCUUAGAAUGAUGGAAGGCGGAAGACUUAAUUUCUCAAUAAGCAACAAUGGGCAAAUGUUCUGUCCAUACUUGGCCAACAAAAAUUUAGACCUUACCGUACAUAAAAUAAGUGACGUCGAAUAUGACACAGGUGAUCCGGAUAAUGGAAAUCAAAAUUUAGGAAUUACAGCUAUGCAAACGUUAUUCUUAAGGUAUCAUAAUUAUCUCGCUUUUAAACUGUCAACUAUAAAUCCUUAUUGGUCAGAUGAAAUGCUUUACCAGGAAUCUCGCAGAAUAGUCAUUGCAACUAUUCAACGUAUCGCCUAUAAAGAUUUCUUACCUAUAAUUAUCGGGGAAGAUUUUCUUGAAAUAUAUGGAUUAAAUGAAGUGAAUAUUUAUGACCCUGCCAUUAAUCCUUCUACGUCGCAAGAAUUUUCAAGCGCCGCUCUUCGAGUUCUUCAUUCGAUUAUACCUGUUCAAUUCAAUUUUAURAAUAAAGAUUAUGAAACAGAAUUUUCGAUUAACAUUACGGAUUGGAUGAGAGAAUCAAACUUGUUACCUUUACAAAAUAAUUUUGACAAAUUACUCAAAGGAUUUUUGGAGACACCUGGUCGAUUGUCUCAGCCAUCGUACAACUUUUAUAUAUCCAACUUUAUGCUCGCUAAAUUUAAUGAACCUCCAUAUACAGGACGUGAUUUACUGACAAUUGAUAUUGUUAGGGGUCGUGAUGUGGGCUUACAGCCAUACAACUACGUCAGGCAUUUUUGUGGACUUCCAUUGGCGAAUGAUUUUGAAGACUUAGUAGAUCWGAUUCAUAUAAAAGAUAUAAUGAAACUAAAAGAGCUUUAUAACUCAGUCAACGAUAUUGACUUAAUGGUCGGUAUUUUAUUAGAAAAACACAGUGAUGGUGCAAUUGUGGGUCCGACGGCACGAUGCAUAAUUGCCGAUGGUUUUUAUCGAUACAAAGCUGGGGAUCGAUUUUUCUACGAUGUACAAGGACAACCUGGCAGUUUUACUAWUGAUCAAUUAAAUGUUAUUCAGAAAAUUACUUUUGCCCAUGUUAUCUGUGCAACUUCAAACGUGGACGACGUACAAAAUGACAUUUUUAAAAUAAUCGAUCACAACUUAUUUCCAACAAGCAAACUGAAAUGUGACGAGUUCUAUUUGGAUUUAAAAGAAUGGGAAGAAUUAAGCGACAGAUUAGAUUUGUAAUUCAAUCAAUAUAAAUGAAUAUAGUUUAUAAAAAUAUUUUUUAUAAGACUAUAAAUUACGUUU